AUGGGAACUGCCAACUGUUCUGAUUUGCGUACUUUAGAGUUAACCCCUACAACCUUUUUAACAAAUUCUGACCGUGGUAGGGAAAAGAUAAAUGGAAAAGUGAAUAUUUUGGCUCAAUUGCGUCGAACCGGUUCCAAACCUAUUUUAGUAAUUAUGUUAGAAUUAAAAGAUUGA
Molecule: messenger RNA, 174 nt
Organism: Entrophospora sp. SA101
Lineage: Eukaryota; Fungi; Glomeromycota; Glomeromycetes; Entrophosporales; Entrophosporaceae
Source: the annotation of a GenBank genome assembly